This is a messenger RNA of Cololabis saira (Pacific saury), 2171 nucleotides long. It is a transcript of the gene cog8, whose product is annotated as component of oligomeric golgi complex 8. Bases 46 to 1848 code for a protein of 600 amino acids. Gene Ontology annotation, cellular component: COG complex. Gene Ontology annotation, biological process: intra-Golgi vesicle-mediated transport. The record is from RefSeq and is a predicted model, not a curated record. NCBI's taxonomy places the organism in Eukaryota, Metazoa, Chordata, Actinopteri, Beloniformes, Belonidae. The transcript is spliced from 5 exons.
UAACUCCUGCUCCAGCAGUCCAGUGUUUCCCUGUCAAACAGAGCCAUGGCGGCGGUGGACCAUACGGUGGACGUGGAGGACGAGAGCAUCCUGGCCUCCGUGUUCCGGGACAGCCUCCCGGACAGCUGGAGGGAGCGGCCGGACUGCGUGUCGUACCUGUCGGAGCUGAGCGGGCUGGGGCUGGAGCAGCUGCGGCGGGAGCCGGAGCGGCUGCAGGAGGAGCGGGCCCAGGUCCUGCAGCUGACCCGCCAGCUGGCCUUCUCCAACUACCAGACCUUCAUCAGGACCGCCCGCUGCACCCAGCACGUGUACCGGGACUUCAGCCGGGUGGAGGGGGCCGUGGUCCGGCUGGAGGGCAAGCUGCCCCGCCUGGGGGAGAGAUGCAGGAGCUUCAUGAAGGAGGCGGAGGAGAUCGGGUCGAGCCGGCGGAUGAACAGUCUGACGCUGAACCGCCACACGGAGAUCCUGGAGAUCCUGGAGAUCCCGCAGCUCAUGGACACCUGCGUCCGCAACGCGUACCACGAGGAGGCCCUGGAGCUGGCGGCGUACGUCAAGAGGCUGGAGAAGAAGCACUCGUCCCUGCCCGUCAUCCAGGGAAUCGUGCGGGAGGUGCGCCAGUCGACGCAGCUGAUGCUGAACCAGCUGCUGCAGCAGCUGCGCAGCAACUCCCAGCUGCCCGUGUGCCUGCGCGUCAUCGGCUACCUGCGCCGCAUGGACGUGUUCACAGAGGCGGAGCUGCGGGUCAAGUUCCUGCAGGCGCGCGGCUCCUGGCUGCGCUCCGUCCUGGACGCCGUCCCCGACGACGACCCCUACUUCCACAUCACCAAGACCAUCGAGGCGUGCCGGGUGCACCUGUUCGACGUCAUCACGCAGUACCGCGCCAUCUUCUCGGACGAGGACCCGCUGGCGCCGCCGGCCGGCGGGGGGGCGGCCGUCAACGAGGGCGCCAUCUUCCACGGCUGGGUGGUGCAGCGGGUGGCCGACUUCCUGCAGACGCUGGCGCGGGACCUGCGGCGCGGCGUGGGCGGCCGGCUGGACUCGCUGCUGGGCCAGUGCAUGUACUUCGGCCUGUCGUUCAGCCGGGUGGGGGCCGACUUCCGCGGCCAGCUGGCCCCCAUGUUCCAGCGCGUGGCGGCCGACGCCUUCGCCCGGGCGGUGCGGGAGGCGGCCGACCGCUUCCAGGAGGACAUGAACAUGUACACGCUCAUCAACAUGCCGGCCAUGCUGGGGGGGCACGCCGCGGCCCCCCCGCUGCAGCCCGGCACCCUGCAGCCGCCCAUGGCCCUGCUGGACUUCCCGCCGCUGGCCUGCUUCCUCAACAACGUGCUGAGCGCCUUCAACGACCUGCGGCUCUGCUGCCCGCUGGGGCUGGCCCAGGACGUGACCCGGGUCCUGGAGGACGGCCUGCACACGGUGACCCGGCAGAUCGUGGCGUUCCACCGCGCCGAGGCGUCGGCCUUCACCAGCCGGGAGGCCGAGCUCUUCCUGCAGUUCUGCUGCUCCUACGCCGAGGACCUGCUGCCGUUCCUGAACCGCAGCCUGCAGCUGCUGUUCCCGCCGGCGCAGCUGGCGCUGGUUCUGGGGGUUCCGGCCUCCCAGCUGCACAAGCACGGCGGGCUGGGCGUCAUCCACGUGGCCGCCGUCCUGCAGCCACUGGACUUCAUUCUCCCUCAGAAGGAGCUGCCGCCGGAGGGCGACCUGGAGCUCAGCGGCCUCGCAGCCGAGCUGCAGCUCCAGGAACCAAGGCCAGAUCCAGAACCAGAACCAGAACCAGAGUCCGCCCAGCCCACCGCUGGAGAACCGGCUGGACAGAAGUCUGAGGGAGAGGAAGAUCAGAAGGAGGAGUGACGGGACCAGAUCUGUACGGGGGUCUGGAGAGUCUGCUCACACUCCAGUUCUGGACUGAAGGAAUGAAUGAAACUGCACUUUUGAUCUUCUGUUGGGGAAGUUAAAUCAAAAUCACGUUGAGUUUCCAGGUUGACUGCUCGGGGUUUCUGAGUCCAGCUCAGUGGGGUUUUCUCGGUGGUGGCAGGUCGUCAUCUCUGUGUAUGUUCGGGACGACAUGUAUUUUUUACUGGUGUGUGUUUUGUACUUAUUUCUGUCAACAAUUUGAUUUGUAAUUUCAAUUUUAUUUAUAAAGCUUCUAUUACAACAGAAUUUGUCUGUAGGAU